Messenger RNA from Neopsephotus bourkii (Bourke's parrot), 873 nucleotides. RefSeq names its product inner centromere protein-like. The coding region runs from base 7 to 873 and encodes 288 amino acids. The record is from RefSeq and is a predicted model, not a curated record. The transcript is spliced from 6 exons. NCBI's taxonomy places the organism in Eukaryota, Metazoa, Chordata, Aves, Psittaciformes, Psittacidae.
AGCGCCAUGGGCGACGGGACCGGGGCCUGGGACGCGCUCGGCCGCGGUCCCGGCUUCUGGUACUGCCCCGCGCGGCUGGAGGCGUCCAGCGAGGAGGAGGAGGAGGAGGAAGAUGAGGAGUAUGAGGAGUUCCCGUGGUCGUGGUCGUUGUCGUGGCCCGGGGCCUUUCCCGGUGCGGUUCCCGUCGGUGUUCCCGGUGUGGUUCCCGGUGCGGUUCCCGGUGCUGACGGCGACCCCGGCGCCACCUUCUGCGGGCUCCGCAAAGCGUUUCUGGUGCAGGAGCCGCUGCGGCCGCCCCCGAGCGCGCUGGAGGCGAAGCUGCGCUGGCUCCCGGCCCCGCGGGAGCUCCGGCCCACGGCAGAGGAAGCGGAGCGGAACGCGCAGGAGCUGGUGGCGGAGGAGGAGCGGGUGAAGAGGAAGGCGGAGAAGAAGAAGCUGAAGAAGAAGAAGCAGAAAGAGAGGAAGAAACGGGAAAAGCUGCAACAGGAGUCCCAGGCCAAGCAGAAGACUGAGCCGAGCCCCCCAUCCCCGAGCAGCGCUGCAGCCCCCAGGCACCCCCAGGGCAGCGACGCUGAGGAGGAAGAGGGGGCUCGGACCCAGCCCACCCCCGGGGACAGCGCAGCCCCCCCGGGACAGGAGGCCCGGGCAGAGAUGGAGGAGGAGCUGGACCUGAGCUGCACCUUCGUGUUCAAAGCACGCCAGAAAGCGGGGGUGCGGCUCCCGGUGCCCAGCGGGGAGACCCCCCCCGGGCCGGGCCCUGAACGGGGCAGGAGGGCCCCGAGGAAGGUGAGGUGGGACCGGGGAUGGGGACCGGAGCAUGGGCAGGGGGGGGGCACUGCCUGCGAUGGGCACCCAGCGCUGCCUCCCCCAUAG